Brugia pahangi is the source of this 207-nucleotide messenger RNA. Lineage: Eukaryota; Metazoa; Nematoda; Chromadorea; Rhabditida; Onchocercidae. The record is from the annotation of a GenBank genome assembly.
AUGGUUUCGAUUUUCGAAUCUUCAUUGCUUCUAUACUCACUUUUCCACAAAUCAGUAAAAUCAAAGUGCGAAAAAUCAGAUGAAAUGCUAUCCUCCAAAUUCCCAGCAGGUGUUCCUGAUUGGUUGGAAUUAAACGACCAAAGCAAUGGUUGUGCUUCGGAGAUUAUCGGAAGAAAGAAGUGUGGUACGAAUGUAAUGCAUGAAUGA